Hypoxylon trugodes is the source of this 1890-nucleotide messenger RNA. RefSeq names its product nitrogen permease regulator 2. Gene Ontology annotation, cellular component: GATOR1 complex; vacuolar membrane. Gene Ontology annotation, biological process: positive regulation of autophagy; negative regulation of TORC1 signaling. The record is from RefSeq and is a predicted model, not a curated record. The coding region runs from base 219 to 1652 and encodes 477 amino acids. Gene Ontology annotation, molecular function: GTPase activator activity. The transcript is spliced from 2 exons. Lineage: Eukaryota; Fungi; Ascomycota; Sordariomycetes; Xylariales; Hypoxylaceae.
CAAGCUCCGCUCUAGCUUCGUUAUCAACCAACCACAUCUUCCGUUUCGGGAACAUGAGGAUAUUAUCGCAUCCUAUGGGUUCUGGCACUUCGGGAUGAAACACGUAUCGAAGGAGAUAACACCAGAACUCACGUUACACUGCAAUGUAGUUGUUCUUAGAGCAUCUACUGAGUUCCGAGUUGGAUCUUGGUGAGGUGAGGAGUAUCAAAAAAGCAAAAAUGAUUCAGGGAAUAUUCUAUGCGCGAUUCCUACCACAAGAGGGUACCAAGAUCGUCGCACAAUCACCACCAGGAUGUAUUGUAGCUACAACAUACACACCACAUCUCAAGCCACCACUAGUGGACUUCGACAUCAUACAGGAGUACAUAAUCCCGCGGAAAGCCUUCUUUAACCGCUUCAUGACAGUCAACUCCCCAGACAACAAAUACAGCAUACUAGGCUUCCCCGUCUCAAUUCCCAACGAGCGAUACCAUCGCAAUGAAUUCAUCUUCAACUUCGGGCUCGUGGUCGAAUCCGACAUCGACCAAGUACCCUACGAGCGUCUAGUCCGACGUCUCGCCGUCACAUUCGCAGAAAUGGAACGACAGCAUGGAUACCUAAGCUCAGACUCUGAUGGACGCAGUGAAGCAACCCACGAUGAUGGACGACGACCUAUCGAAAGUCUACUAGAAAUCGUUAAAGAAGAUUUGAACAAUUACGGCGAAUGCAUGAUCCCAGUAGACGACGCUAAUACCCUCAACAUGAAGCUAUUCCCGUACCACCCGCCCCCACCCCCGGUUCGCGGUUGGCACGUGCCGGUCCCGAAGAUGAAACUCGCUGAUAUCGUGGACCCGACGUGGGAUCUUACGCUGCAGAAGAUUAUUCCGCAUAUUGAUGGUGUUAAUGAUGUGCGCCGUAUCGCGUGGCUUGCUGAUGUUUCGCUGCCGCUUACGCAGAUUGCGUUGCAGCAUUUAUUGUAUUAUGACACUGUCUUGUUACUGGAUAUGUUUUUCUUCGGCAGUUGUUACGCUCCAAGGCCCGGUAUCCACGAUUUCGUAGCUAAUAGCGACGGCAUCGUUGAUGAAUGUGCCGGGUAUGUAUGCAUUAACCCCGCCGUCCCGGGGUGCAGCGGCACCACUACCAGCGGAUCUACUACCAGACCUAGCGAUGACGACGGUAAUGGCAGUAAAGAUAUAAUUGAUACCGAUAUUGGACGGGCGCUGAAAUCCCAACCUCAACAGCCGCUUGGGGUAACCAAUUACCAACUCAUAAAACUCAUGACGACGUUUUGCGCAGGGCGAAGCGUCAUGGAAUGGAUCAAACUACAUCAAGACGCCGGCUUCGACGUUUUACGGCAUGUAGACGUGCGGCGGCUAGUUCAAUUCGGCGUUAUAAAAGGUUUAUUAUAUCGUGUGCAUAAAUACGUCGUAUCGAAGCGGUAUCUCGAGAGUCUGGCGACGGGUAGGCGGACUAUGCCGAAGAGGAGUAGGACUGAUGGAGCUAUUGGUAGUAUUAAGGAUGACGAAGAUGGGGAUGAAGAUGUGUUGUUAAGGUAUGCGGAUGGAUGUCAUAGCUUUGAUCAAAUCGUGACGGAGCAGAAUUUGACAGAUGGCGAGAUCAUGAAGAAAUUAAGGAGUUUGGAACCCGGCGAUAGGACGGUGUUUUAUCGUUGAAGGGAUUAUAAAAAUAAGAGCGGAUAUUCCAAUAUCACGAUACGGUAGGCGACACGUUAGAAUUCUUCUACAGAAGCACUGCGAUGAAUAGUGCUAAGCUGAGUGGCUACCCUGCGAACUCCAGCCUGAAUACCCCCCUCUAGGUUUUACGCGCUUUGGUCAGCUUUAUAUAUAGCAUAAUCCCCAACUAUACUAUGUGCCUAGGUAGGCUGCUCGAUUUAAAGGAAAGUGAUAUAUG